This is a messenger RNA of Neospora caninum, 1557 nucleotides long. RefSeq lists its product as hypothetical. Gene Ontology annotation, molecular function: mRNA binding. Gene Ontology annotation, biological process: cytoplasmic stress granule assembly; P-body assembly. Gene Ontology annotation, cellular component: P-body. The transcript has 4 exons. Bases 1 to 1557 code for a protein of 518 amino acids. Lineage: Eukaryota; Apicomplexa; Conoidasida; Eucoccidiorida; Sarcocystidae. The record is from RefSeq and is a predicted model, not a curated record.
AUGGCGGCCGCUUCGCUCGGAUCGGCGACCUCUGCGGCGGGAGGCGACGCCUCAGCUGCAGGCGCCGCGGACGUCGGCCCAGGCGCAGAACUCCCUUACCUCGGCAGUCGAAUUUCUCUCAUUUCCAACACGGAAAUCCGCUAUGAAGGAAUUUUGGACUCGAUCAACGCGGAGCAAGCGACGGUGGCCCUCCGCAUGGUUCGCUCCCUGGGGACGGAGGGACGGAGACACCCAGAAGACAUCCCGCCUUCUCCGCAAGUGUAUGACUGCAUCGUGUUCAAAGGUUCGGACAUCAAGGAUUUGACGGUAUGUUCGGAGCCUGACCCGUCGCUGGUGAAUCACCUGAGCGCCUUUCCCCCAGAUCCUGCAAUUGUCUCCAUGUCGGGCCCUUCGGCAAAUGCGCACGGCUACGCGUCGCCGGCGCCGGCUCUGUCCUCGGACCCUCUGUACAUGGACGGCUCUUCGGGCGCGCUGGGUACGCCGAACCGGGGGAGACACGGCAGUGUCUCCUCUCCCUCUCUCAUGGGGGCGACCCCACACAGCUUGUUGCCUCUGAAUCCCUCGUCGCUCCCCGGCUCCAGCGGCAUUCUCGGCGGCGGAGGCUUCCCGUCUCCCUCUUUCCUCGGCGGAAAUGGGUCGCCCCUUCUGAGCGCCGAGCCGCACCCGGCACCCGGCGUGGUCUGCGGGGCCCAGGAAACGGGGUACCCUGCAUACCCCGCUGGUGGGGCGGGUCGCCCAGGGGAGGGCGAAGGCAGUUUCCUCGCAGCGCCAAGCAGUCAGACUUCUUCGCUGCCAGGCAGCCAGCGCACAGGGCGAGGCGGGCACGGCCUCCCGCAGUACGGCGUCCCCGGCGCGCUCAACGGCAGAGACAUGGGCACGAGGGGGGGCCGAGACGACGGCCUGAGGCCCUUCGGCCCGAACUACGGGCGCGGCGCGGGCGGCGCGGGCUACAACCGCGGGCCGAAGAACGGGCAGCAUGCAGGCGGGCGGGGCUUCUACGGCAACGGGGCUGGGCGAGGCGGCGCCAUGUACGGCGGCUACUAUGGGCGGAAGAACGGGUACUACGGCGCCCCAAGCGGGCCUGGCGGCCCCGAGCAAGGCCGCAGGGGCUACCACCAGCGGAACCCUAUCGGGGAACUGAAGAGCCACCCGAAUGAGCAACUGAAGAGCGAAACUGCCCAGGACUUCGACUUUGAAACAAUGAACAAACAGUUCGCGAAACCCACGUCGCUUCCGCCGGCGGAGAGGACCGAUGAGAAGGGCCCGGGACUCGAGGGUGCGGAGGAGUUUGGGAUCGAGAAGAAGAAGCCGUAUGACAAAAACGAGUCUUUCUUCGAUUCAAUUUCUUGUGAAGCGCUGGACAAACAACAAGGACGCGAAGAGCGGUUCGACCGUCAGAAACAGAGAGAACUCGACGUGAGCACCUUCGGUUCUCAAGCUGCGCACUACCGACCCAUGCAGGGUUGGGGUGGCCCGGGGAGAGGACGACGCGGAGGCCGAGGCGGCCGCAGAGGGCGAGGCAGAGGCCGAGGAGGACGAGCCGGUGACGACCUGUAA